AUGCAAAUCGAUCCGGCGGCCCUGAGUCGCCCCGACUCAUCCAAUGCAGCCAAGGCUGCGGCGACGACCUCAUCGACGGCGGUCAAAUCAUCACGGAGUCUUCCCUCCGUGCCGCGCUUGGACCUGGAACCGGCGUACACAGAGCUGAAGGCCGCCAUCGGCGAUAAGUGGGCGGAAUACAAGGAGGCCACUGCGUCCUUCCUCCUAGGACAUUACAACCAAAACGAGUACGCGUCGCGAGUCGAUUACUUCCUAUGUGCAGAUACAAAAAUUGAACACCUACAUAAUAAUUUCAUAUGCGCGAUCUUCGCAAACCUCACACGCGACCUUCCCGACCAUGGCGUCGCAGUCUGGGUCUCGGCGAACGAUAAGCCGUCCCUCGUGUCGAAGCCGGUCUCCGGAGAUGCGGCUGAACAGAGAUUGAAGACGGAGGUGAUGCAAUUGCCUCCGCGGGAUCGUCGCAGGAUCAAGGCUAUUCCAGAGCGAGAUCCGAACGAUGCGCCUGCUCCAGAGCUGGAGAUUUACCAUCAGGCGAAACAAAUCAAGUUGCCUAGUCAAGUCCCUGCGAGCGCUGGGGGACUGAACAAAACAAACUGGGAACUCGAGAUCCGAAAACGAUACGCGCAACCUCUUGCCGCCGACACGGGCGAAUUUCCCGAUGCCGAAUCGAUCUACGCUCGAAUGGUCCCCAUGUGUUACGAGGAGUCCCUGCCGGGCGGCGCUAGCUUGCCGUGCGCGGAAUUUAUGGCCAUCGCCACGGAAACGUUUGUCAAGGAUGUUCUUUCGGCGGUCUUCUCGCGCACUCGCUGCAAUGGUCCGUCGGGGACCAUCAACGGCAUGAUGAUGCGCAAAUACCGGCAACAAUUGGAACGGGAGGAGCUCGCGUUCACGCGGGGUGAAAUCGCCAAAGAUACGGCAACUGGUCUGCUGCCAGUUGAGGCAAAAGAAGCCGCCACCCGUCGUUCUCUUGGGGUCAGAGACCUUCGGCUUACGUUAGAACUGAGCCGAGGGGUCCUCGGUCAUAUGCCGUUGGUCAUCGAUCAGAUCAUGGGCGGGUACUUUGAAGACGAGCUUGACACAAGCAAGCAAGAUCGUCUCCCGAAUGGCGUGAGCGGAGUGUCCGAACAUCACGUAGGGAAGCUUGAGGACGACGAAAUGGAUCUGGACAAUGACGAGGACGGUGACUUUUCCGACUGGGAAGGGGGCACUACCUUUGACCGUGAGCAAUUAGGUAGCUUGCUCGACGAUUGUUUGUCUAUGGCUGCUUGA
Molecule: messenger RNA, 1269 nt
Organism: Penicillium oxalicum
Lineage: Eukaryota; Fungi; Ascomycota; Eurotiomycetes; Eurotiales; Aspergillaceae
Product: TADA1 family protein
Exons: 4
Coding region: 1-1269 (422 amino acids)
Biological process (GO): regulation of transcription by RNA polymerase II
Cellular component (GO): SAGA complex
Molecular function (GO): transcription coactivator activity
Source: RefSeq, a predicted model, not a curated record